This is a messenger RNA of Physeter macrocephalus (sperm whale), 1634 nucleotides long. It is a transcript of the gene POPDC3, whose product is annotated as popeye domain cAMP effector 3. Bases 577 to 1449 code for a protein of 290 amino acids. Gene Ontology annotation, molecular function: cAMP binding. The record is from RefSeq and is a predicted model, not a curated record. The transcript is spliced from 4 exons. Gene Ontology annotation, biological process: heart development; skeletal muscle tissue development; regulation of membrane potential. NCBI's taxonomy places the organism in Eukaryota, Metazoa, Chordata, Mammalia, Artiodactyla, Physeteridae. Gene Ontology annotation, cellular component: sarcolemma.
CAUGGGAGAUCACAUGAUUGGAUCUGGCAUGCAGGCUCAAGUCCUGAAGCUCUGCUCUGCCACCAACCGCUGUGUGGCCUUGGAUAAAUUACUUGGCCUCUCUGAGCUUCGAAUUCUUCAUCUAUAAAGAGUGAAUAACAUAUUGUCAAACAGUAUCUCUAAAAGGGUGGGCCAUGGAAGGCCAUGGAUUGAUGCAUCAAAAUCACGUGGGGAGCUUGUUCAAAAUACCAACACUUAGGCUCCACCCUCAGAGAUUCUGACUCAGUAUAUCCAGAAACAGUCUAUGAAUCUGCAUAUUUAGUCACUGUCCCAAGAGAUUCUGAGGAAACCACAGAAUAUUUGUGGGCUAGAUCUAAAUCAGGAUUCCAGAUGAACUUAAGGAUGCUAGCAUGGGAUUCUUAGUUUUUCAAGAUCCAUACACACCAAACCCUUAAUCACCCCAACUCCAGUGUCCGGGCUUUCUCUGGUUUUGUGAAGACUGAGCAAAACUCUGAUGAUGGAAAAGCAAAGGACUUAAUUACUUGCUUUGAUAUCAUUUAACAUCAACUGAGAAGUGAACCAGACGGUAGUACAGCCAUGGAAAGAAAUUCAAGUUUAUGGAAGAACCUAAUAGAUGAACACCCAGUCUGCACCAUCUGGAAGCAAGAGGCCGAAGGAGCCAUCUAUCAUCUUGCCAGUAUUUUAUUUGUAGUAGGUUUCAUGGGUGGCAGUGGAUUCUUCGGGCUCCUUUACGUCUUCAGUUUGCUGGGGUUGGGUUUUCUCUGUUCUGCUAUCUGGGCUUGGGUAGAUGUCUGUGCAGCUGACAUAUUUUCCUGGAAUUUUAUAUUGUUUGUCAUCUGCUUCAUGCGGUUUGUUCACAUCGCCUAUCAAGUUCGCAGCAUAACCUUUGCGCGAGAAUUUCAGCUGUUGUACAGCUCGCUCUUCCAGCCUCUGGGGACCUCUUUGCCCGACUUCAGAACUAUUGCUAUGAGCUCAGAAGUGGUUACUUUGGAAAAGGAGCACUGUUAUGCCAUGCAGGGGAAAACCUCCAUUGACAAACUCUCCCUGCUUGUCUCAGGAAGGAUCAGAGUGACAGUUGAUGGCGAAUUUCUGCAUUACAUUUUCCCCUUCCAGUUCCUGGAUUCUCCUGAAUGGGACUCACUGAAACCCACAGAGGAAGGCAUUUUUCAGGUAACCCUCACAGCAGAAACUGAUUGUCGAUAUGUGUCCUGGAGGAGAAAGAAAUUAUACUUGCUCUUGGCUCAGCAUCGUUACAUCUCCCGCCUGUUUUCAGUUUUAAUUGGCAGUGACAUUGCAGAUAAACUCUAUGCCUUGAAUGACAGGGUAUAUAUAGGAAAAAGAUACCGUUAUGAUAUUCGGUUACCCAACUUCUAUCAAAUGUCAAGUCCUGAAAUGUCCAGAUCAACCCUGACAGAACAUUUUCAGAAUUCCAGACAUCGUGAUAAAUGACACCGAAGCCUGAAGUUUUAUAAUGAUAAAAGAAAGACUCUCUUCAUCACUCCCCGAAUGAAACAGCAAAAUACAGAAAAUUGAGCUCACUAAUAUUUUUAUAAAUCCAACUCAGAGGCGAGAUGCCAUUGCCAGCUGUUUCAUUCAUCUCAACGUGUGCAUUGUGAAUAAAUUUUACAAGUUUU